AUGUCCCACCUAGGUGAACUAGACUACUGGGAAGAUAUUUACAAAAAAAGCCUCAGCAUACACAGUGAUGGGUCAACAGAUACAAACGAGUGGUUUGUUAGGGAAGGUAAUAGGCUAAUCGAAAAAUUGCUUGAGGUGUAUCCUGAUGAGCAUAGACAAAAAAUUAAGAUCCUGGAUGUGGGUUGUGGUUCUGGCGAAUUUCUAUGCAAACUGCGCGACAGAGGAUUCACGAAUCUCUAUGGUUUCGAUUACAGCGACAAUGCCAUUGUUUUGGCAAAAAAAAAUGCAGGAAAAUCGAAAAUUUCAAUCAAAUUCAUCACUCUGAAUGUUGAAAAUGCCUGUGAAGUAAUGAGUACUAGUGGCCCGUUUGAUGUUGUGUUUGAUAAGGGCACCUUUGACAUCUUUUUUUGCACAGACAGAGUGCCCACCUACACACAAAACAUAUUACCCCUUAUUUCAAAAAAUGGAAGGUAUUUCAUUGUUUCCUGCAAUGCUACUAUAGAUGAAUUGAUUCAUUCAUUUUGCACAUUAAGCAGCGUAAAAUUGGAGUUGGAGCAUAAAUUUCAACCACUGCAAACAUUCGUAUUUGGGAAUAAAAAGGGACAUAGUACUACAAGUGCCAUGUUUAAACUUGAAAUUGUUAAUUAA
Molecule: messenger RNA, 648 nt
Organism: Babesia microti strain RI
Lineage: Eukaryota; Apicomplexa; Aconoidasida; Piroplasmida; Babesiidae
Product: Methyltransferase-like protein 10
Exons: 1
Coding region: 1-648 (215 amino acids)
Biological process (GO): peptidyl-lysine monomethylation; peptidyl-lysine dimethylation
Cellular component (GO): cytoplasm
Molecular function (GO): protein-lysine N-methyltransferase activity
Source: RefSeq, a predicted model, not a curated record